UCUGUUCCUGUGUGUUUCAUAUAGUGUUGUUUGAUCAAUACACCGCAUAAUUUCUCAUAAUCAUGGAAUCGCCAUCUCAAGUCCAAAAAUCUGCAUCUUUGCUGGAAACCGAAUACUGCCAGUCUCCAAGUGGACAAGCUGUCGCGUACGUCUUGAAAGAAUCGCAAAAUUUGGGAAAUACAGGCGCUGUUGCGAGUCCGAAGAUAGCUUCUCCUUAUGCUUCGAAAAAGAGCGUCACCCUAACCGAAAUCAGUCAGAAGAUUGAAGAUUGCGCCGCACGACGUGACAUGCUUAUGGAGGAUAUCAAGGCUAAAAACCGAGAUCACGUUGAUCGGGUGAAGCAAGUUCGAAGAAGCUUGGUAGAGAAGGAGGAAGCUGAGCAAGAACUGAAGAAAAAGCAGAUCGAAGAAAAGCUGUUGACUGCGCAGGAGAAUAAGCUGAAAGAUCUUGAGAAAAUCCGAGACAAAUGCUACCAAGAGGAAAGAAAACUUCAAUUGGCCCAACUGCGCAGGGAGGGCAGCAACAUCAUGAGCAGCCAAGGCGACUCUCAGGAGGAUAUUGAAAAUUAAGCAUGGGGGUCAGCUUAAAUUGAUUUUAAACUAAACAAGAACACAUUGAUAAUGUCUUGAACGAAGUUACACAUUUAAAUAAACUUGAGAACACUUUCAUGAAAUAGUCUUCUAUUUUCAUAUUUUUUACGAAGCAGCUGCCGGGGACGAUUUUUUUUUCAAUUUUGCUUUAAAAGAAUAGAAGACUACCAACUUUAGUAAAUGAAGGGUAUUUUGCAGUUUUAAAACAUUAUCUAGUAAAACAAUGUUGUUUUGAUCGAUAAGGCGUGUUUUCUAACUGUUUGACUCAAGACGUUGGUUUUAACAUGGAUACAUAUUCAUUUUUAAAUCAAUGAAAUUCGUCAAAUUUUAAUGGACCUAUUAUUUAUUGUAACCAAUUGGCUGAUUAUAUUGUGAUUUUGAAAAUUAUUGUUGAUUGACAAAGUUUCGUGAAGUAAUAAUCUGAGUUGACAAAAUGCUGUUUUUGAAAGUAGGUCUCAUUCUUGGAUUAUUUAUGAUGAUAUUUGAGAUGGAAAACUUCCUCCGUUAUUUUAUGCAGUGCUUUGUAUUUGCGGAAAGAUCAUCCGUCAACGCUUCUUGUGUGUGCAAUAAGUUUGUCAAUUUGAUCUUUGUGGCUACUAGUUUUAAUUCAAUUGUGCCAACUUUG
This is a messenger RNA of Symsagittifera roscoffensis, 1215 nucleotides long. RefSeq lists its product as uncharacterized. Lineage: Eukaryota; Metazoa; Xenacoelomorpha; Acoela; Convolutidae. Gene Ontology annotation, biological process: regulation of microtubule polymerization or depolymerization. The record is from RefSeq and is a predicted model, not a curated record. Bases 63 to 569 code for a protein of 168 amino acids. The transcript has 3 exons.